Messenger RNA from Aspergillus glaucus CBS 516.65, 310 nucleotides. RefSeq lists its product as uncharacterized. Gene Ontology annotation, cellular component: nucleus; cytoplasm. NCBI's taxonomy places the organism in Eukaryota, Fungi, Ascomycota, Eurotiomycetes, Eurotiales, Aspergillaceae. The transcript has a single exon. Gene Ontology annotation, molecular function: protein binding. The coding region runs from base 5 to 274 and encodes 89 amino acids. The record is from RefSeq and is a predicted model, not a curated record.
CGAUAUGAUGCGGCUGCUCAUAGAGAAUAAAGCAACUUUGGAUACACCGGACUGUCAGGGAAAUACGGCGCUCAUGCUCGCAAUUGGAAAUCUACAGUAUGCAGCCGUGGUAUUGCUUUUAAAUGAAGCAGCUUCUGUAAAAGUGAAGAGGCAUGACGGCUAUAGCGCGCUUGACAUAGCUAGCAUUCUUGGCGAUCAAGCAAUGAUCGAGUUGUUGAUGGAGCAUGAAGCAGAAAACGAAGCUGCCACCUCAGAUAAGGCAUGCGUUCAGUGAGCAUGCAGAGAGAAAGUCCAAUACAAUAUCCACGGC